Sinocyclocheilus rhinocerous is the source of this 1210-nucleotide messenger RNA. Its product is annotated as transmembrane protein 179-like. Lineage: Eukaryota; Metazoa; Chordata; Actinopteri; Cypriniformes; Cyprinidae. The record is from RefSeq and is a predicted model, not a curated record. Bases 164 to 910 code for a protein of 248 amino acids. The transcript has 4 exons.
AGGAGUCCCGACACAAACACACGCGCAGUGUCUUGCUGUAAAAUUCCACUUAGUAUUUAUGGUUUACAGUUGCAGGUACACUGUCGAAACCAAACGUCUAGAUUCCAGCAGGUAACGUUAGGCUACGCUCCUCCACCACAAACUGAAACUAAUCUUCGAGUACAUGGAGCUGGAUCGGCGACUGCUGCUGGCUCACUGCGCCGCCCACACCCUGUCCGUCAUAGCUGGACUCUUGGUGGUCGUGCCGCUCGCUUUAAACGGAUCCGCUUUCAAGGGAAGGUGCGCGCUGUUUAGUCAAGGCUUCUGGAGGACGGAGAACUUCACGGUGGGCGAGGAACAGUCCAGAACGGUCACUCAUUUGGUGGUACAACAAUGGGGUCCAUUAGCGGCGUGCCAGUUCGCCACAUUUGUCGGUGUGUUCACGGUGUUGUACGGCGCUGUUCAGGGCUGGAGGAGCCUGUUCUACCUCCAUCGGCGGCAUGACGACACGCUGUUCUCUGCCUUCCUCACGCUACUGUUGAGUCUGUGUGUGCUCUUCCUCUCUGGAGGGGCCAGUGUUACUCUCACCCUGGGCCUGGUGUCCUGGUGCAACACCGUUACAGACCACAACACCAGAUCCUACAGUUGUGCUGAGUCACAGUCCGUUCCUCUUUAUCUGGACGUUGAGACAUCCUCUUUCUACUCUGAGCUCAAUUGUGCGCAGAUCUCUCUGUGGUGUGUAACGGCUCUGUGGUUGGCUCACUCUAUUCUGUCCUUCCUGAGGCUCUAUCAUUCCCACAGUCAGCAGAUUAGCGGACCGUGUUUAUCCAGGGAGAAGGAACUCCUCCUGGGCCAAACUCAAGUGGAGUGUCCCAUUCAUCAUCCGCAUCCACACUCGCACCCUUCACACACUCCCAGUGUUUUUAUCUAGCCGUUUAUUUAGUGUUCAUAGAAGUUGCACUUUGAGGUUGAUCUAAGGCCAGUUUUAUUGAUUGGAAAGAAGCAACAAGAAGACUGGUCCAAGAUUAGCGUAAAAGGGAAUUUUACUUCUAAUCUAAACAGAAAACCCCACACGUCUCAUGCAUGUUACACAAAGAAUAACCUCAGUAAUCAGAAUUAGCCUGGGUUUUAUCUAUUCGUUACUUUUUAUGCAUUUGUUGAGACGUUUUUGUCAUGUAGCUUUGUGCUUACAUUGAGGUAAAAUGUCUUGUGUGCACCCAUUUAUAACUUU